ACACCCGAGGCGUCUCUGCCACUCUCCCCGCUGCAGGCUGACAGACCAACAUCUAGUUGCUGCAAUGGGAUGCUCACAGGUACUCAGUCAAUAACGCUGUACAGAACAGAAAUGGGGAACAUGAUGAGAACCGUAGCUCCUCCCAACAAUAUUGCCGCAACUCCGACAGGUCGGUACCCAUCGGCUCUCUCAGGCGCAGAUAGUGACUUUCUGGCUGUUCUCUAUGACUAUCCCCCGGCUGACGUGAGCGAGCCCAUUUUUUACUUUGGAGAAAAACUUCGGGUCAUUUCUGACGAGGGUGGAUGGUGGAGAGUAGUGUCUCUGAAGUCAGGCCGUGAAAACUACAUACCGGCGAAAUGCGUGGCAAAGGUCUUUCACGGGUGGCUGUUUGACGGAAUCGGGAGAGAAAAGUCAGAACAACUCCUGCAGCUGCCGGAAACAAAGACUGGGUCGUUUAUGAUCAGACAAAGUGAAACAAAGAAAGGUUCUUAUUCCUUAUCUGUGAAGCACAGGCAGGUGAAACAUUACAGGAUAUUCCGUCUGCCAAACAACUGGUAUUACAUCUCUCCGCGCCUCACCUUCCAGUGCUUAGAGCACCUGGUAAAUCACUAUUCAGAGACGGCAGAUGGGUUAUGCUGUGUUCUCACGGCUCCCUGCCUCACCCAGCAGUCUGUAAACCUCACUGAGGUGCUGGGAAGACAAGAGGUGCCGGUUAUGAGGAAAAAGAAGCCGUUUAACUGGAAGAGCAUGAAGAGAUUAUCGGUUCCGAUAAUGAUGGAGGAGCCAGAAAACGCUUUGGAAACAGAAGACGACUCGUUCCUAAGUUACGGCCUCAGGCAGAGCAUCGCCUCUUAUCUGUCCCUGGCGGAAGAUGACAGCUUCUCCCUCGCACCUAACGAGCACAACGGGAAAGAAAAGCGGAGAUCCUGUGUUCUGUCCUCUGGAAAUACCAGGAACAGCGUCAAUCUCAACCGAGCAAAUUUUGCGGAGAAUUACAGAUGAGCAUCCGUGCUGGUCACUAUUCCAGAAGCCAUCGUUCCAAACAAUCACAUUUGCUGUGUAAAAUAAUCCUGAGAACUAGGGCUCCGUGAUACGAGUGUCCUGGCAGAACUCAUUAUGACGCUCAGAGGAACUAUUUGUUGUGCCGAAUACUCGCCGGCUAACGUCAACAGUAUGUAACGCUUACGUCUACUUGGAGUAUUUGACUUUUCCACAGAAGUGAGUCGUCGAUGAAUCUGGAACGAGAUGAGAUACUGCGGCUACGAGAGCAUCUGUCUGAUAUUGCUGCUGUAUAAAACUAGGCCAUCGCACGCAGUUUAGCUUUGCAGCAUAGGUGUACAACGUGCAACCGACACACUCUGCCGAAUGCCAUUACCUGGGAGCUUCCAAUAUGGCGAAUCUGUCACUCACCCACAGAGUGAGCUGAAAGCAGACAAGCCAAUCACUAGGAACUGGUAGCGUGAUGGAGGCACGAGGCACCGCCAUGUAUUUAUCUUACUACAUUUAUAUAUAUAUGUUGCAGUCCACGCACAGCACAAAUGCAAUCCACCUUGUACAGGAUACCCUGCUCUAGAACGCCUUUUCCUAUUGCAAUAAUCUGGGCCGAACCAUGUCAUUGAUGACAAGGCAGCCAAAGCUACAUCAGAUGGAGGGUAACUGCCAAUAACCAUGGUUUUCCCAGGACGGCAUGACCCCCCCCCCCCUUCCCCCCAUAUCCCCCUGUAGGAUGGGGUAUGGGUCAAUCUUUGCAUGGUCUAAGGCGGUGUAUUCCAGGCCUUGUCCUCAUAGCCCACUCACAGUAAUGCAAGGCAUGCAGGAGCACAGGUGGCUCAGUUAUUACCUCAGUCUGUUUGAUUUACCCACCCUAAUGUCUGGACAGCGGGCCACGAGGAGCGGGUUUGGGAAAUACUGGUCUAAGGUGUUACAGUGUUUCAGUUAGGAGUAUCGGCAAGCAUUAACAGAUAAGUGAGAUGUUCAGAAGCCCGGCAAUUUGUCUUGCACGUCAUGGGCCUUGUUGAAGGUGAGCACAAGGUUGCACCGCGGCAGUUACAAGCAAUAGCUAAUCUUACGAGGAAUAGCGCCGGUUACAGAAAAGGAUCCUAUAGAAUCACACCCCUGACAGUCCCAAUUUUACCACUAGGGAUAUAGGGCCUUAUUUUGACUAGGACACAUUUCCUCUCAUGGAAGCAAAUAGCAAGCUAUGGCGCACUGCAUGUGCAGAAGCUUGCAGCUUCCGCGGUGUCACACAAAAACUGCUACUUUGCAUCCCACUCAGAAUCAGCCCUAAGGGUGUGGUCACUGUGCCAUGAUUUUGUGAUAUGGAAAUGUUGGCUGUAACAUAAAAUCUCCCUACAGUCUGUACAUACACAUUUCUCUUACAGGCACUAGUUCUGUAUAGAUGACCUAUAUACUAGCAUAUGUCGCUAGAUAAGGUUAGGGAUGACGUCUCCUGGGGGGUAAACGGCAGCACUUCUCAUGCAGCAGCUAAUCAGUAGCAUACCACUCCAGCGCCUGGGUAUAAGUAGAAGCCGAUAGUUUUAUUUAGCAGCAUACAAUAAGCAAAACAUAAAAAUAAAUCCUGGCUUGUCCGGCUCUUACUAAUAUAAAGUUCCCUCUCUUCGGGGGAAAGGACCCAGCUCACAAACAAAACAGCAAUCUAGCACAGUACUUACUGUACAUCACGCAGAAGCAGUGUCUCUCAGCAGUUCUAGCCUGCUCCCCAGGUAGUGAGAGAUAGACUAGCACACUGACACACCCUGUUAUCAGCCUCUCACAAGUCUCUGACAAUCAAAGCUGCUCAUUACCUUUAUAAUCCCAGACAGAAGUUAGAAGCCUGGGACAUACAUAUCUUCCAUCAACAACUUCCCCUGUGAUUCUGUCUCAAAAUAAAUAAAUAUAUAUAUAUAUAUAUAUAUAUAUAUAUAUAUGUAUGUAUAUAUAUAGUAAUAAAACUAACACUUUUCUGGUACAUAUUGAUAUAUAUUUUGCACCUUAAUUAUCAAGUUGAUCAAUAAUGAAGGGCAUCCACUAAGAUUACAUUACUGUUCCACCACGUAUAUUUAAUGAAUUGUCAAAGGAUGCUGACAGUAAUUAAAUGGCUUGCCCUAUUAUAUUGUUUUUUUUUUUCUUUUAAAGAAUCCACCUGUACAUUGGAAACUCGCGUUCUUUAUAAUAAAUACACUGUAGGGUGGGUUUGUUACAAUCAUGUCACAAGCGCCACGUGUUGCAUGAACUGAAAAUAAACCCUGAGAAUUCA
Molecule: messenger RNA, 3256 nt
Organism: Pseudophryne corroboree (corroboree frog)
Lineage: Eukaryota; Metazoa; Chordata; Amphibia; Anura; Myobatrachidae
Gene: SLA
Product: Src like adaptor
Exons: 8
Coding region: 70-1002 (310 amino acids)
Biological process (GO): signal transduction; regulation of MAPK cascade
Cellular component (GO): COP9 signalosome; cytoplasm; nucleoplasm
Molecular function (GO): epidermal growth factor receptor binding; phosphotyrosine residue binding
Source: RefSeq, a predicted model, not a curated record